Messenger RNA from Gongylonema pulchrum, 468 nucleotides. Lineage: Eukaryota; Metazoa; Nematoda; Chromadorea; Rhabditida; Gongylonematidae. The record is from the annotation of a GenBank genome assembly.
GACUCGUCUGAAAGUGAACAAACUUUUUCACGAUGCGAUUCGAUGCUAUCGUUGGAGCGUUGCACAGCCAGUGAAUUGCCGUUCGCCCUGUCUACGUCCAAUUUGUUAAGUGCAUCGGCAACAAUAAAAGAAAAUCGUGUUCCGAUUGCAAUGGCCAUCCAUGAAUACAUUCAUGCUUGGUUCAAAGGUGCUGAUCACAGCAAGACGUCAGUGCGAGUUUUUGGCACUGUGCUUGCAUCAUUCCCGGCUACCGCUGUCCCCGCUUUGACUGAUCCCGGUUCGGAUAUUGAUUCACUUAUUUUCACGCUGAAAAAUGCUGAGAAGAUCAAAACCAUUCUUCCAUUUAAACAGAUCAUUAACAAAAAGGAGAAGUCAGUUUGGGAUGAAAAGUUGGACGAAGGUAGGCUGACUUAUCCAAACCAUGUACUGGGCACCUGCUUGGUCUUGUACUUCAUUUUGGUAGUGUAA